Molecule: messenger RNA, 1003 nt
Organism: Scophthalmus maximus (turbot)
Lineage: Eukaryota; Metazoa; Chordata; Actinopteri; Pleuronectiformes; Scophthalmidae
Product: glycine-rich cell wall structural protein-like
Exons: 4
Coding region: 113-844 (243 amino acids)
Source: RefSeq, a predicted model, not a curated record
UCAGCAUCACUAACUGUACAUGAGACUGCAAAGUGACACGCGCCAACCAGAACAGAGACUGUGAGGACAAGAGGAACUGGACUGGAGGAAGUGACGAGGACGACUGACGAAGAUGUUCCGCCACAACAACCGAGCGAUCGAUCAGGAGAUGGAGGAUGGCGAGGCUGACAGUGCAGCCGAGGGAGCACCUCCCGCAGACAAUAUGGAGGAUCUGAUGAAGGACCUGAGGGAGAUUGUAGACAACUAUUUAAGGAAUCUGCGUAAAGGACCACACCCCGAAGACAUAUGUUGGCGCGUGGAAGAUGACAGAGCAGCAGCAGUCAUCCUCGGAGGAGCAGUCGGAGGAGCAGUCGGAGGAGCAGUUGGAGGAGCAGUCGGAGGAGCAGUCGAAGGAGCAGUCGGAGGAGCAGUCGUAGGAGCAGUCAGAGGAGCAGUCGAAGGAGCAGUCGGAGGAGCAGUCGUAGGAGCAGUCAGAGGAGCAGUCGAAGGAGCAGUCGGAGGAGCAGCCGUAGGAGCAGUCGGAGGAGCAACCGUAGGAGCAGCCGUAGGAGCACCCGUAGGAGCAGCCCAAGGAGGAGUCGGAGGAAUACUCGGAGGAGCAGUCGUAGGAGCAGUCGGAGUAGGAGUCGGAGUAGCAGUCGUAGGAGCAGUCGUAGGAGCAGUCGGAGGAGCAGUCGUAGGAGCAGUCGGAGGAGCAGUCGGAGGAGCAGUCGGAGGAGCAGUCAGAGCAGUCGAAGGAGCAGCCGUAGGAGCAGUCAGAGGAGCAGUCGGAGGAGCAUUACUAGGAGCAUUACUAAGAGCAUUACAAGGAGACGUAUGUUGGCUUUGCAUGUUAACAUCGUAGCUUGUGCACAUGUUAAUUAUUCAAAUGUUUUCUUAAACCUGCAAAACGUUGAGACUGCAACGAGCUGAACACAAAGAACAACACUUUGUUUUCCAGGAUAUAACCAUGGUUCUGAAUAAAACAAGGAUCUAGAAAUAUGACAUUAUGAUAUAUAUAUGA